GAGGCAGACGCGGGGGGGAAGUUAAUGCACAAGAGGAGGCAAGAUAGGAAUAUAGGAAGCUGCUUAUACUGAGUCAGACCAUUGGGCCAUCUAGCUCAGUAUUGUCUACCCUGACUGGCAGCGGCUGUCAGGAUUUCAGUCAGGGGUGUCUCCCAGUCCUACCUGAAGAUGCCAGGGACUGAACCUGGGACCUUCUGCAUGCAAAGCAGGUGCUCUGACACUGAGCUACACGAAUUCUGCCGAAGAGAGGAUCUGGGCAGAACUGAGACUCCUUUGGCCCUUGCUGACCCAUAGCCGGUUGACUCACCUGGUGAAAUCUUCUCUAAAAAAAUGGAGAAACAUACCAUCUUAUGUGAGGAGAAAGUGCUAUGGCGUUCUGGGUAGCUGAGGAACUCGGAAACGUUGCCAUCUCUGCCUGAUCAACCUGUUGAAAUUGCCUGAGGCUUGGUGGUCAGGACAUAUGCAGGAAAAAGUGCAAACUGGGAUGAUAAGCGGAGGUGGUUGAACUGAGCCGAAAGACAAAAUGGAACAACAGACGGUGGCCUCUUUGGGUCCUCACCAGAACAAGGCUGCGGCGGAGAAGGGGAUGAAAACAGAAGAGGUGGACCCAGUGGGGCCUGCGCUACCAGAACCUCCGAAACCAUCCAGAAAGGCCCCUCACGUGGCCCAAGGCAGGACCGUCGGGGAAUGUCUUAGCUGGGCAGCGGCGAAGCAAGCUGAAUGCGAGCUGGACGACAGGUUGUUGUCCCAGUGCUGGGAGGCCCAGUGGCAGGAGUUCCUGAAGACUGUACAGUCUCCUUAUUCAGGGUGGACCAGCUCUCCGCAGCUCCCGAGCGCCACUCAAUUGGCGCCCUCAGAAAUGUCACCGGGGAGUUGCCAGGGCUCCGCGCAAGAAGUGGCAAGUGGGCUCCUUUUAAGCCUGACAGAGGGGUCCCUUGGAGCCGACCAGGAUGCAGAUUCCGGAGAGAAAGCGGGUUCUGGGGGCAUAAAGGGAAAGAUCCAGCAUGAGAAGGAGGAAGAGGAGGCGCUCAGUGCCGAGGUGCAGCGGCAGCGCUUUCGUUGGUUCUGCUACCCAGAGGGUGAGGGGCCCCGGGAGGUUUGGCUCCAUCUCCGGGAACUCUGCCUGAAGUGGCUGAAGCCUGAGCUGAACUCGAAGGAGCGGAUUGUGGAGUUGGUCAUCCUGGAGCAGUUCUUGGCUGUCUUGCCAGAGGAGAUCCAGAGCUGGGUUGGGGAAGGCGGGCCGGAAACCGGCACCCAGGCGGUGGCCCUGGCGGAAGACUUCCUGUUGAGGCAACAAGAGGCAGAGAGGUGGAAACAGGAGGUGCUGGGAGAAUUUGAGGAGGUGGCGAUGAGUUUCUCUAGAGAAGACGAAACUGGAGAGAGGCACCCUUCCAGGGAAAUCAAGCAAGAGGGCCCAGAGGGGGCCUAUUUGCUGGCAGGCAAUGGGUGGGAGAGUGACGAAGGAGGACCUUCAUUUGAGGUGCCAUUGGAAAAUAUCGAGCCUCAAGAACCAGAAGAAAGCUUUGGGGAUCAAGAUAGGCCAAAGUGGGAGCAGAGACUCCAAACAGAUAAGAGAAAGAAUAAUAAAUCCAUCCUUUGCCACAGUGCUGAUUCUGGUGAAAUUAAAGCCCAGCAAAGAAUAUCCAUGGGAAAGGGAAGGCAUUUGUGCAAUAUCUGCGGGAAAGCCUUUGCUCAAAAAUCAAACCUCAACAGGCAUCAGAGAACACACAUGGGAGAAAAAAAGUAUCAGUGCUUUAAAUGUGGGAAAAGCUUUCAUUGGGAAACUAGCCUUAUUAGACAUCAAAGAUUCCAUACUGGUGAGAAGCCUUAUCCAUGCUUGGAAUGUGGGAAGAGCUUUAGCCGGAGUGCAAACCUUAUCGUCCACCAGAGGAUUCACACAGGAGAGAAACCACAUCGGUGUAUAGACUGUGGGCAAAGCUUUAGUCAGAUCUCCAACCUUGUUAGACACCGCAGAGUUCACACAGGAGAGAAGCCUUUUAAAUGCUUAGCAUGUGGGAAAAGCUUCACUCAAAAAUCAAACCUUAUCAAACAUCAGAGUGUCCACUCACGUGACAAGCCGCAUAAACGCUCUUAUGGGAAAAGAUUCAAUCAAAGGCCAAACUGCAAUAGACUCGAAAGGAUUCCCCUCCAUGAAAACCCAUGUAAAUGCUUCAAAUGUGGCAAAAUCUUUUCCCAGAGAGGGAACCUCCUUAGACAUCAGAGCAUUCACACAAAAGAUAAACCACAUAAAUGUCCUGAAUGUGGAAAAUGUUUCAACCAGAGGACAAACCUUAAUGCUCAUCAGAGAAUCCACACUGGAGAGAAACCUUAUAAAUGUCCAGACUGUGGGAGAAAUUUCCGGUGGAGAGCACACCUCAUCAUACACAAGAGGUUGCACACUGGAGAGAAACCACAUAAGUGUGGUGAUUGUGGACAGAGCUUCAGCCAGAGAUCUAACCUUGUCAGACACCACAGAAUCCACACCGGAGAAAAGCCAUAUAAAUGCUCAGACUGUGGGAAAAGCUUUGGCCAGAAAUCAAACCUGACUAAGCAUCAAAAGAUUCACAUAGAAGAGGACCCAUUUAAUCAGAAACCAAACUGUAUUAGACGUGAAAGGAUUAUCACAGAAGAAAACCCAUAUAAAUGUUUCAGGUGUGGGAAAAUAUUUUCCCGGAGAGGGAACCUUCUAAGACAUCAGAGCAUCCACACCAGAGAGAAACCACACAAAUGUUCUGACUGUGGGAAAAGGUUCAAUCAGAGAACUAACCUUAUCAGUCACCAGAGGAUUCACACAGGUGAGAAACCUUUCAAAUGUUUGGACUGUGGGAAGAGUUUUUGUCAGAGGUCUCAUCUUAUUAAACAUCAGAAAGUCCAUACAGAAGAUAAGGUGUCAUACACAAGUUCUGAUUAUGAGGAAAAUCAGGGUUUGAACUGUAGUAGACAGGAGAGAAUCUGUCUGGGACAAAACCCAUAUGAAUGCCUUAAGUGUGGGAAAAUCUUUAAUUGGCAGUCAAACUUUAUCAGGCAUCAAAAAAUUCAUGCUGGUGAGGAACCUCAUAAAUGCCCUGACUGUGGGGAAAAAUUCAACCGGAGGAAAAACCUCAUUGCCCACCAGAGAAGCCACAUGAGAGAGAAGCCCUACAAAUGUACAGACUGUGGGCAGAGCUUCAGAUGGGAAGCACACCUUGUCAUCCAUCAAAGAAUCCACACAGGUGAGAAACCUCAUAAAUGCACAGAGUGUUGUCAGAGUUUCAGUCAGAGGUCCAACCUUAUCCGACAUCAGAGAAUCCACACAGGUGAGAAGCCCUAUAAAUGUUCAGACUGUGGGCAGAGUUUCAGUCAAAGAACGCACCUUGUUGUACACCAGAGAACUCAUACAGGUGAGAAACCACAUAAAUGCUUGGACUGCGGGCAAGGCUUCAGUCAGAGGGCACAUCUUACUGUGCACCGGAGAAUUCAUACAGGAGAGAAGCCACAUAGAUGCACAGACUGUGGACAAGGCUUCUGUCAAAGAUCCAAUCUUAUCAGACAUCGGAGGACCCAUACCUGUGAGAAGAACAAAUAGAGAUGCUUCCUUUAGUAGUGCAUGCUCAGUCAGCCAAAGAUUAAUAGUGGGAAGAACUCCAAAUGUUUGAGUUGUAGGGAAGGUGUGGGUGGAGACAAAGCUUCCUCUCUGAAAAAGAACCAUAUAGGGCAGGGCCAAAACCGUUACAUUGCACAGACAGAGUCAGUUCCAUGAAAACGCCAGUCUUGUUGGGCAUCACAGCAAGACCAGAAACCAGGAGGUGCUGACUGUGCCCAGAAAGGUGAGAGAGGGCAUCGUUUGUGUUGUGAUUCCUCUGCUCCAGCUCCUCUUCAUUCUCCCAAGCCAUGCAAAGUACCAGCAGGAGCCAGAUGGCAAUGGGCCAGCUACGCUCAAAGAGAAAGGGGACUGUUUGUCAUGUAACUCUUUCCAGCAUCCCUUUCCACCAGAGAUGUGGGAAAUCAUCAGCACCAGUCAGAUCAUGCCCAAGCACAUACCCUAGGCCAGGGAUGGUAGAAUCCGUGGCCCUGCCUGAUUUUGUUGGGUUUUGACUCCCAUCAGCCCCAGGCAGCAUGGCUAAAGGUCUUGGGGAUGAUGGGAGUUGUAAUCUUAAUAAGAUCGGGAGGGACAAAGCUUCCCCCGUCCCUGGUCUAGGCAACCUUUGGGGAUUUGUUUUGCAUUCUCAGUUCUCUCCAUUGCCUUCCUCUCCCUUCUCAACUUCAGUUCAGUCUUCUAUUUCUUGCUCUACUGGCACUAAAGUCCGAGUGAAGCCGAAGAUCUCCAUCUCCAAUUCUCUUUGCUUGCUGUUCCUGGAAUGUUUUGCCCCCAGAGCAUCUUCUCUUCUGCAGGCUUCUCUCCUUCUCUUGCCUCCUUCCAGAGCCUUCUCAAACACAGAGUACCGGCUUUCCUCUAUAGGACCUGCCUUUUCCUUCAUUCCCCUCUCUUCCCAUUCAUUCUCUCCCCCACCCCCGAGACUGUAAGUCUGUGGGCAGGGACCAUCUUCUCUCUUUUGCACCACUGUACAACCCUUAGCACACGUAGGCGCCUUAUAAGGUAACAAUCCUAAGAAUAAAUGAAGGUGCUUAGAAGGCUGGGAAGUUGUUCAGCUGUGCCAGCAAAAGGACAGAGCUACACUAGACCACAGAUGUGGAUCUGCUGGCGAGGGUGACAAAUAUUUAGAGAUGAAAUGUGAUCUCAUAACUACGGCUGGCUUCACCCAGUGGCAGCCAACAAUGUGGAACGGGUGGGGGGACAGGGAAACUGUGUGAUCCUGGGGGUAGUUCUUGGUUCCUCUUUCCUUGCCUUCCUGUGGUCAGGCUUUUGGCCAAGAACACUUAUAAUAUACUGGUAGUUGGAAGGGUUUUUUUUUUUAACCUGGAUGUUGAGCCUAUCAGGAUCAGGCCAAUGGCCUAUCUAGUUUAGCAUCCCAUUCUUCCAGUGGCAAAUUGAAUCUCCCAGUGGAAAGCCCACAAACCAGACCUGACAGCACUCUCCCCCCCCCCCAGCUCCCCCAGUUUCUAGCAGCUGGAAUUCAAAAGCCUUCCGCCUCCGACUGUGGAGGUAAAAUAGAGCUAGUUGCUGAAUGCCAGCUCCUGGGGAAUCACAGGAGGGGAGAGUGUUGCUGUUGCACUCAGGUCCCGCUUGAGGGCUUUACCCUGGGGCAUCUGGUUAGCCAGCGUGAGAAUGGGACGCUGGCCUUUAGAUCUAACAGCCAGGCUCUUAUGUUCUUACUUAUCAGAUUGCCCCCAGAAAGAGGAUUUAACCUGGAUUAAGUUGGGGGUGCGGCAAUUAUGCGCAAACAUCUUGAUGACGAUGACCUGUAACGGCUGCCAAGUGUGGAUGCUGAAAAAAAAUUGUAUGCAGGAGGAGCCUUGAUUCCCAUGCAAUCAACGCCUGCCUCCGGACGUAUCUUUCCAUGUAUUUGCAUGUCGUGACGUCAGCUCGUUCCUGGCUACAAGGACUACCAGCAUCUUUGUAAUUUCCUGCAUAACGUCUGUUAUUACAGCCUUCUUUUGUUUAUUUUUGCCUUCCUGCUUUGAUUCUUAACCCUCUCCACUCUGUCCUAAAUGUGAGAUUUGUCCUUCCAUUCCUAUUUCUCCUCUGUUCUCGUCAUGCCUCUUACGUCUCAUCUUUACUUUUGAGCUUUCAAAAGUACGCAAGGCCUUGUCCCCCUGCUUUCUCCUCUAUAUCUAUCCUGCCUUCUAUUUCUGAUGGGCAAGUUGCAUGCUGUUGCUUAUGUAGCCAAAAUGGGGCUACCCAUGGACAAGAGGGAGGCUUGGAGGGGAACCCCAGGUUUGAAGAAGGAAUUUUUAAAAAAUUGAUGGAAGAAAUCCUAAGACCCCAAACCUGUUUCUGCAUGGACCGCUUGAAAAUUGCAGAGGGUUUUGGCGGGCCACUUAAUGAUUUUUCUGCCGUUGGUAGCAAUUGUUAGGCCCUGUGCUAGAUGAUGUUUCAUGGAAUUUUUAUUGCUUCUUUAAUUUCUUACAUCUUUUGUUUUAUUUUAUUCCGCAGGAUUCAAUUUGUAGUACACUCUAAGAAAUAAGAGAAGCAAUUCAAAGGCCAUUAAAAAUCAAAAUGAAAAUUUGCUGCAAUGGCUGUGCCAUCUCCAGCCUUGAACCACCAAUCCACAGAUCUGCUGCGGGCCGCCUGAAUGACCCUUGUGGGCCACAGGCCGCCGUUUGGGAACCUGUGUCUUAAGAGGAUUGUGGGGGGAGAGAGACAACUGGCAGACCAGUGUUUGGGAAGUACUGCACACUUUAAAUGAUCUCUCCCGACCUCCACAGGCCAAAGUUGACAGGUGUCAAUCAUCUAAUGUCAUUAUGACAUCAGAUGACUGACAAGUGGGGGCCAUCAAAGCUGGCCUGUGGGGGGAGAUAAAGAUCUGGCCCACCAGGGCAAAAAAGGUUUCCUAUCCUAGCCCACUGAGACGCUGUUUGAAGAAAACGGCGCAGGCUAAGUCUUUGCAGGGAAUAGGAAUGCAACAUCUUGCAGCCAGAGAAAAGUUUUCUGAAAGGUGUAACAAGAGGGAGGGAGCCUCGGGCAGCUUUGAUUUUAAAAUGUAACCUCUGGUUAUGGGAUGGCUUAUAAAUGUGACAAAUAACUGAGGUGGGGUGGAACAUAGAAAGCUGCCUUAUGCCAUCAGACCUUUGGGCUCUCUAGCUCAGUAUACUGACUGGCAGCGGCUCUCCAGGAUUUCAGACAGAAGACAUUCCCAGACACAGCUGGAGGAUCUGAGAACUGAACCUGGGACCGUCUGCAUGUGAAGCAGGUGCUCUGCCUCGGAGCUACGGCCCUUCCCAUUUUUCUUUUCUAGCAUUAAGAGCUAGCACAACUUCAUCCUUUCCGCUCAUUGGAAGUGGUCCAACAACAACACCCUGCACCACCCAUGCUCACUUGACUGGCCUUUACCCUCUUAAAUAGCCCGCGUGACUAUCGUCACCAUUAUUAUCAUAAUCUCAUAUAGACUAAUAGCAAUCACAGUUGUCUGCGUGCUGAUCGUUAUGUCACCCAUUGUUAUCUGUGUGGCCCUCCAGGAGUUAAGACUUCUACUCCCUUCAGCCCCAGCCACCAUGACCAAUGGUCGGGGAUGUUGGAAAUUGUAGCCUGGCAACACUGAGAGGGCCACAGGUUACCCCGCUCAGAUGUGGCCAAAUCACCACCACCACUGCACAAGGAGGUACCAGCAGUCUGGAGAAACUCCAAGGUUUACAGCAGCGUGCAUGCACACGCACACUUUAGAAGGAACCCCAAGAACAGCCCAAUGAGGACUAAGCAUGCACUUUGGACAUGGAAUGCUGAUACGGGAGGAAGGAGUGGGAAUGGAAUGGAAUAUCCUGAAAAAAGGCACAGCCGGAAUCCUGAACAGUAGCACUGUUCACUGCAGAUCUCACUUGAUUAUGUAUUAAUACUGAUCUCAGUUUUUCAAGUGCCAUCCUUAUGUAGCCCAAAGCAGCCCCAUCUACACAGAACAGGGAAGUUAUAGCUCGUUCUGGGGAACCCGAGAGCGUUAAAAAAACCACAAAACAAAAAUCAGCUGACUGGGAGGAUGGAAUUUAAUGGAGUCCUAUAGAAGAGGGCAUGGCUGGCAGGCAGUCUGAACAGGAGCAUUCCACACUAAUGUUUUGUUGCCCCUCCCAUUCACUUUGUAUGACACAGGUAGGGUCACCUCAGGCCCAGGGGAGAAAUGUGGCUGUCCAGCUCAGCUGUUUUUGAAGAGCCUGAUCUAGCACUGAUCAGUGGUCUACUGAUAGAUAUUAGGGGCACUAUGGACCUCAUUGCUUUAGAUGUUCCCCAAGAAACUGUCCCUUCCCAUAACUAUUCAAGCAGGCAAGGGCUGAAACAGAAAGAACCUUUCUUGAUUCAAAAGUGACAGCAACUGUUUAAGAUGGAGGAGGUGGCUUCAACCCCAAGGAGAGUGUUCUUUUGGGCUGUGUACACCCCAUACAUUUUAAAAGCACAUUCAGCGCACAUGACUUCCCCCAAAGAAUCCUGGGAACUGUAGUUUGUUAAGAGUGCUGGGAAUUGUAGUUCUGUGGGGGUAAAUUACAGUUCCCUGGGUUGUUGGGUUGGGAUCCGUAUGCUUGAAAUGUAUGGUGCAAACACAGGCUUAGACUCCUUUUAGUCUCUAAAUCUAGAAGCACUGAAUGAGAUUACAGAGCAGUUCAAAGAGCAGCGCAGGGCUGUUUGUAAAAGAGCUUUCUAACAGCCCCCUGCUGCUCUUUGAAGGUUCCCCACCCUCGUUGUAGAGAGUCUUUGUGCCCCGAGAGAUCAGACGAUAAAGAUAAAACACUCUGGAGGAGAAAGUAGGAGGUAGAGUAAGUUGAAGUUUAUUAAAUUUAAGUAUCGCUUGCUGCUAGAAAAAAAAAAGUCCCAAAGCAAUUUACAGCCAAAGUAAAAAUACAAUAAUAAAAAUCCUACGUUAAAAAACAUAGUCCAGGAUAUAGUAUCAUAAGAGGGCUCAUCCCCACCAUAACCACUCUACCCAACCUAAGGUGAACAUCAAAAAACAAGACAAACCUCCAAUUGUUGGUGCUGCCCAAAUGUCCAGGAAAACAUAAAAUGUCUUUGCCUGGUGCCAGAACAAUAAAAUGGUUGGCACCAGAGAGGCCUCUCUGGGGAGAGCAUUCCAUAAACGGGGCCACUACAGAAAAGGCCCCAUUUUCUCACCACCCCCCAAGCCUCCCUCAGAGGCGGCAUGCAGAGAAGGGCCUCAAAUGACAAUCUCACAGCCCAGGCAGGUUCCUAGAUCUAUCCAUAACUAAUUAAGGGGAUGAACAUUGGAUAGUGAAGGAAAAUGGAUGAGUAAUCCAUUUGGAAAGGAUUAUUGACCAGUGAAGGCUGCUCCACGAGGGCAAAUUGUCCCACCAACCUCACCCUGCCCAUAGCCAGCCCCUACCAAUCUGGCUUCUUACUUACAGUCCAGUCUAUUGAGUGGCACUGGUUGUCAGCUUCUUCCUCCUGAAUCUCAGUGUUGUCCUCGUAGAACUCAGCAGGGACGAGGAUGGGGCCAAAGCUAGCAUUAGUUGUGUCACCCUAACGUCGGCUCUGGCUCCACCUACUGUUGGCCUACCAGCCAUCAAUCCCAACGGGCACCAACCACCACUGGAAUUAAGAGGGCUCUACUUCUUGGGCAAGGGUGGAGAAACGCUUUGAGGGCCACAUUCCUUGCUGGGCAACCUGCCAGGGGCCACAUGCCUGUAGUGGGUGGUGGCCAGAGUCAAAAGUGAGCAAGACAAUGAAUGAAAACUCUUGCCUUUGUACAGCAGGCCAGUUUCUGAAUCCACCCCAUCCACUCAGGCAACCCAGAGGCAUUUUCAGAGUGCAAAGAGGUUUUCCAUCCAAGCCAGAACAUUUGAGGAGGAAGGUACAAAGCCGGGCCAGCAAGGGGUGGUGCCUAGGGGGAGAGACCCAAAGGGCAGAUAUAGAGGCUUAGAGGAUGCCGGGGCCUGAGGCGCCUGACCCACUCUAGGUGAACAAUUUUGGCCCAUCUCCUUCAGCAUCCUGUCCUCCCAGUGGCCACCCAGAUGCCCCAAUGGGAAGCCCCCAAGCAGGACCUGAACGCAACAGCCCUCUCCCCACUUGUGAUUCCCAGAAGCAGGGAUUCAGAGGCUUACUGCCUCCAACCGCAAACGCUGAGCAUAGUCAUCAGGGUUAGUAGCCUUCUCACUCGUGCAUUCAUCUCAUCUUCUUGUAAAGCCAUCCAAGUUGGAGGACAUCACUGCCUCCUGUGGGAGCGCGUUAGUUGUCCAGCACCAUAUGUAAAAUGAGGAGAAAUUGGGAAUUGCCAGGAUACCAGGUAACAUUUGACUCAUUUUUUUUUAAUCCAGUGAGUACAAAUAUUAGUAAGCAGAGCCCGCUCAAAGAUGAAAAUGCGUGUCUGGGGGAAGAAUAUGAAGAGGCCUUAGAGUAGAUGAACAAAACUGGACUGCUUGUACUGACAUCGCAAGCCUCUUAGACGUCCUUCAGCUACAGCAUCAGAAAGUUGGAUAAAUGAGGUUUAAGAGCAAAAGCAGCUAUUCAAGAAUAUUUUGCUAUGCCACUUGGCAUCACAUCAUUGAACCUAGAGGGAACAGAAGCCUGCCCUGCCUUCUUACUUACAACCAGUCCAGAGCAUGUCACUGUCAGCUUCUUCUUCCUGAGUCUUGUACAGGGAUAAGGGUGGAGGCACAACUAGAAUUGGUUGGCUCUGACUGCACCUGCUUUGGGGCCGCCCACCUUCCACCCUACCAGUCCCAAUAGGCACCAGCCACCGUUAAGUACAAGAGGACCGGUCCUUGCCCCUAGGAGCUUACAAUCUAAAAAUAUGACACAGAGGAAACAAAAUAGCAAAGGGAGGCAUGGUGAGCAAGAAAGCAAUAUACGGUGGCUUCAGUUGGACACACCUAGGCACCAGCCAUCAUGGGAUAAUCCCUUUCACUUUUCUGGGCAGAGGAUAGAGAGGGGUGUGCAAGCAUGUAUAGAAACUGGCACACUGUACAAAGGAGAAAUUUACAUUCAUUGCUCAGCCCACUCUUUGCAAAAACUGCAAAGAAUAUUGUAGCACCUUAAAGGCUUGACAAAGUUAUCCUGAUUAUGGCGUAAGCUGAUCAAGUGCAUUCCAGUCUACAAAAACCUAUGCUGCAAUGAAUGUGUUAAUCUUCACAGUGGCAUCAGGCGAGGCAGACUACAGGCCCAUUUAGUCCAAUAUCCUGUUCCCAUAGUGGCCAACCACAUGCCUCUGGGAAGCCCACAGGCAGGUCAUGAGUGCAAUAGCCCUUUCUCACUGUUGUCCUUCAGCAACUGGCAUUCAGGGGGAUGCGGCCUCUGAUCCCGAAGGUAGCAUAUAGCUAUCAUGACUAGCAACCAAAUAUAUUAUCUGCUGUCCAGUAAUGUUUGCUUUGCUGCUGAAGCUGUCCCCGCCGUCAGAGCAUUGGGAUAACCUCCGGUCUGUGUGGAUUUUCUCAUGGUUAGUUAGGAUUACUCUUUGAUUAAAGGUUUUCCCACAAUAGGAGCAUUUAUAUGGCCUCUCUCCCGUGUGGAUUCUCAAGUGUCUAUUAACGCUUGAUUGCGUGGUAAAGAUUUUCCCACACACAGGGCACUGUUUCCUUCCUGUUCCUUUAUACAGUCUUUGUGGGGCAGUUGUUUGGCAAAGGUCACCAGCCGAACUAGCCCCAGAUUUCAUCUCCCACUUCUGUUUUUGCUCUUCACUCUGCAUCUCUGCUUCCUCUUGAUGCCUGUAGAUUCCCACUUCAUUCCAAUGUUCCGAUUUUAGCGAUGGGAUCUCCGGUGAUUCCUCACCCUGCAUGUGCAGCAGCCUACCACCUCCUGGAAUACAGAGGAAAUCUUGCCAAAGUGAAAGGGAAUCUCAAAAACAGGGAUAAUAGAAACAGCUGCCAGCUUGAAAAGGGGACCUCUGCUGAAAGACGAGAGGCCCCAUCAAUAUUGGCAUUCAAUUGGCCCUUGAAGACACACCUGCUUAGGCAAGCAUUCCCCAAUCCUCUGACCAGAUCAUCCCGAUUUAAAUGGGUUUAAUUGCUAAUUUAACCAUUUCUAUGGUCACAUUGUUUGAAUGGGCUUAUUGUAUUGCACAUUUAAUUGUGGAUGUUCUGUUUUAAUGUUUUGAUUGAAUUGUUUUAUUGUAUAUUAUAUGUGUGUGUCUUU
Rhineura floridana is the source of this 11662-nucleotide messenger RNA. Its product is annotated as zinc finger protein 271-like. Gene Ontology annotation, biological process: regulation of transcription by RNA polymerase II. The transcript has 4 exons. Gene Ontology annotation, molecular function: DNA-binding transcription factor activity, RNA polymerase II-specific; RNA polymerase II cis-regulatory region sequence-specific DNA binding. The record is from RefSeq and is a predicted model, not a curated record. Lineage: Eukaryota; Metazoa; Chordata; Lepidosauria; Squamata; Rhineuridae. Bases 524 to 3565 code for a protein of 1013 amino acids.